Molecule: messenger RNA, 732 nt
Organism: Fusarium sp. VM40
Lineage: Eukaryota; Fungi; Ascomycota; Sordariomycetes; Hypocreales; Nectriaceae
Source: the annotation of a GenBank genome assembly
AUGAAGUCUUUCAUCAUUAUAGCAACUCUAGGAGCCAUACUGCCAGUGGUUGCUGCUCCUAAUCCAUUGACAGGAGGAGAGUCUGGUCUCGUUUCUCGUGGCACUUGCUCAGUGAAUAUCGAGGUCAAAAAGACAUGGCAUGAGGCCGGCCAGACACGCCGGCGCAUCCAAGUUCUUGCAGACGGGACGCCGCCUGAUGCCUUCUGCCAACACAUGGGCGGAGUGAAUAAGCAGUGCUACAUUCACGAAACCUAUGGGCACGUCGUUGAUACCAGCUACGAGCUGGGUCUCGGUGGAGAUCAGAGGUUCUCGGCUGACUGGAACUAUGGCCUGGAUGCCUGGAGGCUUGAGACAGGAUGCAGGCCGGACGAAUGUGCUAACGUGCAGCCUCCUGCACGCCACCGCCGUGAAGACAGACUUAGCGACGAUCAGAAAGGCGGCGAUAGGCCUGGGCAAUGCCUUGUCAAUGCCGAGGUGAAGGAAACGUGGCGUGAGUCAGCUAGGACCCGCCGACGCAUCCAUUUGACAGCUGACGGAGCCGACCUUGCUAUCUUUUGUACCCAUAUGAAGGGAGAGAACAAGCAGUGCUACGAGCAUAAGUGCUAUGGCCCGGGAUACGUUGUGGAUAUUAGCCACGAUCUGGGACCCGCAGGGGAUUAUACCUUUUGGAAAGACUAUAAGCAGGCCUUGGACCUCUGGAUGAAAGAGACUACUUGUCGGACUGGCACUUAG